AUGGAAAUGCCUUGUUUCCCUCCCACUACUAUGGCAGCUCUCGCAACCUCACACAGAACACUUAGCACACAACUUUUAAUCCCUCAAAGUUAUAACAGAGAAAGUUUAAACUACUAUGAUGGAGAAAAUGCAGAUCCUCGAACCCUCGACCUAUUUCCACAUAAGAAUGAUGACCAAGAUGGCAUUUGUCUUGCUGAGAGGAAAUCCAUGUUCUGUGCCAGUAAUGCAGCAGAGGAAGGGACAAAUAACACAGGGUCCCAUGUUCAGUCCCAGCAAAGCACAAGGUGGAGUCCAACGCCAGUUCAGUUACUGGUCCUUGAGGAAUUGUAUAGGCAAGGCACUAAAACACCAUCAGCUGAACAGAUUCAGCAAAUAGCUUCACAGUUGCGGCAGUUUGGGAAGAUUGAAGGGAAGAACGUGUUCUACUGGUUCCAGAAUCACAAGGCGAGAGAGAGACAGAAGAGGCGCCGCAGGGAGAUGGAGGAAAAUAAUGCUGCUUCUUCUAGCGAAGGGUUGAAAGAGACAGGUUGUGGAGUUAAAGAGACAAAGAAGUGGGCAUCCACUUCAAACUGCAGUCUACAUGCAGAGGAAUCUGCCGCACUGGAUAUAGCAGAAAAAGGCUCUAAUGGGUGGACUCAGUUUGAGGAGAGAGGCAUACAAGUUUUGAGGAGAAACAUAUCAGAAAGAAGGUUGCAAUUGCAAGAUAACAUGGAAAUGCCUUGUUUCCCUCCCACUACUAUGGCAGCUCUCGCAACCUCACACAGAACACUUAGCACACAACUUUUAAUCCCUCAAAGUUAUAACAGAGAAAGUUUAAACUACUAUGAUGGAGAAAAUGCAGAUCCUCGAACCCUCGACCUAUUUCCACAUAAGAAUGAUGACCAAGAUGGCAUUUGUCUUGCUGAGAGGAAAUCCAUGUUCUGUGCCAGUGCUUCUAUGGACACUGAUAUCACCUCCAGCCAGUUUUUUGAGUUUCUUCCUUUAAGAAACUGAAUGUGAUUUUUAUAAUACAUGAGAUGUUUAACCAAAAAUAAUUGGCUGUAAUGAAUAAUAUAUAUACAUGUCUAUUAGUUUCUCUUUUCUG
This is a messenger RNA of Vigna umbellata (rice bean), 1084 nucleotides long. The record is from RefSeq and is a predicted model, not a curated record. NCBI's taxonomy places the organism in Eukaryota, Viridiplantae, Streptophyta, Magnoliopsida, Fabales, Fabaceae.